Messenger RNA from Anolis sagrei ordinatus, 4724 nucleotides. It is a transcript of the gene SLC16A3, whose product is annotated as solute carrier family 16 member 3. Gene Ontology annotation, molecular function: monocarboxylic acid transmembrane transporter activity. Gene Ontology annotation, biological process: transmembrane transport; monocarboxylic acid transport. Gene Ontology annotation, cellular component: plasma membrane. Lineage: Eukaryota; Metazoa; Chordata; Lepidosauria; Squamata; Anolidae. The record is from RefSeq and is a predicted model, not a curated record.
CAGACCCGGCGCGGGACGGCAGUUCGGGUCUGUUGCCUCGGCGGCUUCCACGGGAUGUGCGGCAACUGCGCAACGCGAAGGUUGUGGGGAGAAGGGGGUCAAGUGAGGCGAAAGAGGACCCGGCGUGAGUGAGUGAGGCGCCUUCUUCUUCUCGUUGCGAGAGAUGGGCCGCCGCCGCCGCCGCCUCUCCUGACCCAAAGGAGCCCGGCCUCCCCCUCUUCCCCCAAUGCUGCCUCUUCCACAGGAACCCUCUAAACUUUCACCAUGGGAGCUGUGGUGGUUGAUGAUGGUCCAGCAGGAGUUAAAGCCCCAGAUGGGGGUUGGGGAUGGGCUGUCCUCUUCGGGUGCUUUGUAAUCACUGGAUUCUCCUAUGCCUUUCCAAAGGCAAUGAGUGUCUUUUUUAAGGAGCUUAUCAGGGAAUUCAAUGUUGGCUAUAGCGACACAGCAUGGAUCUCCUCUAUUCUAUUGGCCAUGCUUUAUGGAACAGGUCCCCUGUGCAGUAUGUGUGUCAAUCGGUUUGGUUGUCGUCCUGUUAUGCUAGUUGGAGGCCUCUUUGCUUCUGCUGGAAUGAUCUUGGCUUCCUUCGCUUAUAAUAUAAUUCAAGUCUAUCUUACUGCUGGUGUUAUUACUGGACUUGGCCUGGCACUCAACUUCCAGCCAUCGCUCAUCAUGCUCAAUCGCUACUUUAAUGUGCGACGGCCAUUGGCCAAUGGUUUGGCUGCAGCUGGAAGCCCAGUCUUCCUAUGUGCUCUCUCACCCUUGGGACAGAUACUGCAACCCGUUUAUGGAUGGCGAGGGGGAUUUCUCAUUUUGGGAGGACUACUCUUGAACUGUUGUGUUUGUGGAGCUUUGAUGAGACCUUUGGAGGCUCCUAAAAAACCCGAAGCUUCCAAAGGGGCCACUGAAAAACAAGUCAAGAAAAAGCUAUUGGAUUUCAGCGUUUUCAGGGAUCGUGGCUUCCUUAUCUACACAGUGGCUGCAUCCAUCAUGGUGCUGGGCUUAUUUGUGCCCCCUGUGUUUGUGGUGAGCUAUGCUAAGGAUCUGAAGUAUGAGGACACCAAAUCGGCUUUCCUUUUGACCAUUCUUGGAUUAAUUGAUAUAGUUGCUCGGCCUAUUUGCGGAAUAGUGGCUGGCCUGCAGUGGGUUAGGCCCCGCUGCGUCUACCUCUUUAGUUUUGCCAUGCUUUUUAAUGGCUUUACUGAUCUGAUGGGAUCCAUGUCCUACAACUACAGUGGUCUGGUUGUCUUCUGUAUUUUCUUUGGCAUUUCCUAUGGAAUGGUCGGUGCUCUUCAGUUUGAAGUUCUCAUGGCUAUUGUUGGUACACAGAAGUUUUCCAGUGCCAUUGGCUUAGUCCUCUUGGUUGAGGCAAUGGCUGUUUUAGUUGGACCACCUUCAGCAGGCAAACUCUUGGAUUGGACCCACAAAUAUAUGUUUGUUUUUAUUAUCGCUGGCACUGAAGUUGUCACUUCAGCCGUGGUGCUGGCUGUAGGAAAUGCCUGCUGUAUCAAAAGACCAGUGGAAACACAUGUAAAAGAAGAUGCAGCAGAACGAGAGGAGUUAAACAAACAACCUGGAGACACGAAGGUGGACUCUAUUGAAGUGGAACACUUUCUGAAAAAUGAAAAAAAUGGGGAAGUUGUAACUAACCCAGAAACAUGUGUGUGAGUGUGACAAGAAUGAAUGUCAAAAUGUUUAGAAAGAGAUUGAGAUAAUUUCAACACUGUUAUUUAUUUCAUAAGUAGGACUAGUCUAGGGCUGGGCCAUCUUAUUUGGGCACUGGAGGCCAACCAGCUCAUGAAAUCACUCGUUGGAAGCUGGCUUAUUAGGAAACCUUUUCUCCCUGGUGUAAAAUGGACAGAUCUUCAAAUUAAAUCGCUUGGGUGUAACUACUUUUGCAAGCUAAACAAAUGGCCUUCUAAACACAUGUAGAAGUCCCGCUAUGCAUCACCAGAAAAUGUUCACGUGGAUUAAAACAUUUUAACUUGAGAGGAAUUAUAUAUAAACUUCCCCUUUAACACAGGUGAAAUAAUUGUCUGGUUGUGUGUGUGUGUAUGUGGUACACUUCAAUGUAUCUUCCAUGUUUGUGUCUGCUUUAAGUAGGGUUGGCUUAGUAAGGAGAAAUCUCAGGGACUUGGUCAUCUUCAGAAAGAUUUCAGUACCUCUCCUUUCCCAAAUCCGUGUAGAUCAUUUGAUUCAGCCCUAAUCCAAUUUUGAUAACAUGUACAAUUUUUCAACAGCUUUUGGUUUGUCAGUGUAUUUUUAUGCUAUUCAUUUUUUGUUUGUUUUCAUUGUCCUUUUUACUAGAAAUAAUAUACUAAUACCAAGAAAGGCAUUGUGUUGCUUCCUGGGACACUUUACGAUGGCUGCUCCCAAAUUAUGUAAAAACAAACUGAAACUUCUUUGUCGUUCGAAGAAGGCAGCAAGCAAGAAUGCAAAUUCCUUUCCACACCUUACUGACCCUCUGCUUGAAAUAUAGCCCCUUCAAAAUGUGUCUUACUUUCAUGGUUUCCAUGGCUUUCUUUCCAGAGGAAGCAUGCCUCUGAUAUAUGAGUUCUAGAUUAAACCAGAGGCGAAGUAGCACAUAAAGACCUGUGCAGUCAGAAUUAAAAAUCUUUUAUGAAAAAGGUGCUAAUACAUUUUGACAAAACGGUGUACUGCCCCUAUUUUUUAACCAUGAUGAAGCAUUAAUGGAACUGUCAGCUCUUUCAUGCCGUGAGAUAGACUUAAUGGAAGAUGCAAAGGAUGAAGAAGGCAGUUUUGCCUCCUGCUAUCCUUAAUUCUUCUUCAAAAUGAGACUAGAGAAGAGGCAGGAUACUGUUGUCUUCCUGCUUUCUCAGAGUCACAAUAGCUGCAAAAGUGAUUUUGAGGCCAUCAAAUGGCAAAAGACAACAUCUGGGAGAUGUUGGAUUUAGUGGAGAAAAAGGUUUAAUUGGAUAUGUGAUGUUUGCUAAAAAUCAUUUCGACUGUUUCCCACAUUUGGAAAGAAACUCUAGACUUGUUAGUGGUUGAAGCAGUCAUGAGAGUCUCAUUUCAACUCCUGUGUGUUGUUAUUUUGUCACCAUGGUAAAUGCAGGCCUGAACAAAGAGCAUUUUAAAGGUGGGCUGGGGAUUCUAAGCAUUUGUACACAAUUACAGUUACUGUGGAAGGGAAAGCUAGGAUUUGGUAAAGUUUUUAGACCCUGUAUGAGUAACACCUACCUACAUAAACAAGACUACAAAGUUUACAUGUAAUUUUGGCUCGAGUUAUUCCAGAACUUUAACAUUUUGGUGUUUAGACUACAACUACCAGAAUUUCCCAAAUAAUUGGCCAUAACCAGUAUGCAUGUCACUGGAGGCAACAGUCCAAAAAACUCUUCUGAGUUCUGAGGCACAUGCCAGACCCCAUCUGUUUUCAGAUGGGAAUUUACCAAAUAACUGCCAAAGAGGAACAGCAGGUGUGCAAGAUGAGUUACUUGGCAGCCCACUGGUAUACUGUACCCAUGUUGCACAGACCCAAAUCAUAGGUGGGGAUGCUUGAGCAGGGCUUAAUCUUCUCUCCCACUUUUGUACCAUCGUCUCUAGAAGGGAUUGAUAGGCUGUACAACCCUCCAGAUGUUGUUUGAGUCCCAGCUCCUGUCAGCCUGACCCUCCAAGAACAAUGACUGAAGAGAACCUCUAGGCUCUAGUAAUAUUUUACUAACAUCUGAGGGGCCUUAGAUUGUCCCACUCCUGUAUCCCUGUGUGUGUCACUUAGGAAGCUAAUUCCCAGUGGUUUCAAAGCCAGCCUCUGGAUUUCUGUCAUGAUAAAUGGAGCUAAUAUUAGUUUCUCUUUAUUGGAUCCAUAUACAAAGUUCUUAUUUCCUGGGUAGUUGUCCUUCAUGUUCAGCUGCAGAUGUUAAGACACAAAGUAGAAAGUGCUAAGAAAAUUGUGCUAAAUUUUUACCAGGACAUCUAACCAAAGUAAUAAUGUCUUUGGCAUGAAUCUCCACUGUCCCACAUUUUGGUAGUAGGGUUAUAUAAACAAAUCAAAGUUAAAAACUACAUCACGGACAUUAAGGCAAGCUUGGAUUGGAGUACAGGUUGGUUUUUUUGGGGGGGGGGGUACUAAGAUACAGAGCCAAAUGUGAGCGAAUCUACCAUAUAACUAGUGAUUUAUUGACCUGAAUAGCAAAAUGAGAUGACCAUCUGUUGACCCGGAACAGUAAUUCAGAAAUGGUAAGUAAAGAUCAGGCUGCCUUGGAAAAGAUUGGCAAGGGCAUUUUUGCCAGUAGUGUCUGCAAAACAGUUUUACAAAAGUGGGAUCAACUGAUAGAUCUGUCAACUGGUUCUUCUAUGAAGGCAUUUCAUUCAUUCAUUCUUUAGCAGUUCAAUUAAUAUUUGGUCUACUAACAAUUGAAUGUUGAGUAACCACACCCAAGUUAUUUAAAUUAAAGUAUAUUUAAAGAUGGGGGUCACAAUUGUUGAUAAAUAUUUUUGUUUGGUUGAAUUAAUUGAAAGGAAUUUAUUUGAAAAUUCAGUGUACUGAUAGCACAUAAAAGGUUGUGUAUUUUCUGUCAGACCUUCUAUGUAAUUCAGGCCAUGUCUAUUGUUUGCCUUGCUUUUAGGUAGAUAGACAAUGUCUGUCCCAUGAUGCUGACUUCUGUGGGUUCACUGCAGAGCUUAAAAGGGCUGUAUAUGUGCUUCUGAAUUAGGCACUAGGGAGAAAUGACAUGGCUCCAAUAAAAGUAAUGCUCUGGAUUAAUAUA